AUGUCCGGUCUCAAAGAAAUCACUUUCUUCGCACUGAUUCUUUUGUGCGUUGUGGAGGGAGCCAAACGUAACGCUCAAUGCGAUCUGGUGUGCCAGAGAAAGAUGACGAUCGAGUGCUGUGAGUGCAUCGGAUGUCAUCAAGGAAUGCGAUUCGGAAAACGAUCGCAGCCAUUCUCCACUCCAGAAUUCGAGGAGGCAGCUAUCGCUGCAAGUGAGUUGACUGGAAUCGAGCAAGCCAUUGCUGAAAUCGAGCUGGAGCUGGCUGCCAGAGCACCAUCCCGACGACUUUUUGAAAAAUACAACCAUUGA
Messenger RNA from Caenorhabditis remanei, 309 nucleotides. RefSeq lists its product as uncharacterized. The transcript is spliced from 2 exons. Bases 1 to 309 code for a protein of 102 amino acids. The record is from RefSeq and is a predicted model, not a curated record. NCBI's taxonomy places the organism in Eukaryota, Metazoa, Nematoda, Chromadorea, Rhabditida, Rhabditidae.